This is a messenger RNA of Trichophyton verrucosum HKI 0517, 2235 nucleotides long. RefSeq lists its product as uncharacterized. The record is from RefSeq and is a predicted model, not a curated record. Gene Ontology annotation, cellular component: nucleus. The transcript is spliced from 3 exons. Lineage: Eukaryota; Fungi; Ascomycota; Eurotiomycetes; Onygenales; Arthrodermataceae. Bases 1 to 2235 code for a protein of 744 amino acids.
AUGCUCGACUCGUCCGAGACUCCGCCUCCUCUUCACUUCUCACCGCCGUCCAGCGAGCAAGAUCGCACCUCGACCCGCGAGUCCACCCCGAUUGGCACUCCCCUGGGCGUCGUCUCCAGCAACCCUCGCCGGCCUGAGCUGCUGCAUAACCACCAUCUGGGGAACCGCAAGGCGUCUGCUGCGUCUCCCUUCUCCCCCUCGGCUGCUCACAUCCCCGUGUUCGACGACGAGGACGAGGACGACUCGAUAUUCCCGCUGUUCCCGUCGUCGCCGCCAGACCAGCAUCACCACCACCAGCACCAGAGCAGCCACCACCAGAACCGCAGCCAGCUCGGCCAGCGUCGCCACCAUCGCUACAACAGCAGCCAGCAUAGCGUCACCAUGGAUGGCCGCGCCAUGCCCAUCGACCUGUCCGCGAGACAGACGUCCAAAUCGCCACCAGGACAGCAGGCUUCCAACCUGACCUCGGCCCUCCAGAAGGCCGCUACCGGCGCUGCCGACAUGUCCUCGAACUGGAACGGGGUCGCCUCGAACAACUUCAUGUCCAACGCCGCGCGCAAGGAGUCCUUUAGCGCAACCAUGGCCCAGUACUCGAACGGCAGCAAGCCCAUCACCAUGGUGGGCUCGAACCGAGAUAAGCCCCGGCGUGAGAGUCUUGCCGGCAGUCUUGUCGGCGGUAUGAGCUGGGGAGGUGUUUCCGUAGGCAGCUGGAUCAGAGAUGAUAUAAUUAUGACGGGAACUUCUCCCUUCACUCUCCAGUCACCGUCGUACCACUCGUCAUCUUAUCUGCCGAAGCUGGAAGCCAACUUUAUGCGCGACUUCUCAUGCUGUGGCAUCACUCUCCCGUCACUACACGACCUACUCCAGCACUACGAAGAAGCCCACGCCCAGAGAUCCCCGCAGCCGCCACAACGGUCUGCGCAGUCAAACCAGGCAGCUCAGUCAGAUAACAGGGCAGGCAUUGGUGCCUCCCCGCACCCUUCACAGCCCAGCCAGCAGCAGCCGAAUAUGGCCACUGCUCCGGGGCGAGCUGCUUCCUCCCAGCCGGGGACCCCUCGACCGCAUCAUAGACUACCGCAGCAACCGCAGCAGCCCAUGAUGCAGACUGCCACUGGGUUUGGCCAGCCACAAUCCAACGAUAUACCGGAUAUCGAUAGUGUAGAUGACAUGGAUAUGGAAAUGGACGACCCUCUCAGUGAUAGUGGUUUCCAGCAACAGACUCACCAGCAGUCGCUCACUCAGGCCCGCUUUGCUCAAGAGAAUGGCGGAAGCAGGGUAACACCCCUAAAUAUGGGCAUACUACAGGGCCAGCAGCGCUUCCGAAGCUCAGCACCCGGUACCCCCGUUUCAUCCGGUAGACCUCUCCACAACAACCCAACCGUCUCAUCUGUCAACACACCAACUCUCAUGCCUCUUCCUGUUCAGCAACAACAGCAACAGCAGCAACAGCAGCAGCAGCAACCGCAAGCGCCAAACCCCCAGUAUACAAGCACGCCAGAACCCUCUGCUCCCGGAACUCCUGCCGAACUAGAUGACUCCAUCGUCGGCGGAUUCGGUGACAUGAACAUGCAAGGAACGGCUACUCCUGUAGGGACUGGCCCAGGCCAACAACAGUUUGGCACUUUCGGAAGCAACGGAAUGCUCGACCUUUGUAUCGAUGAGCCUGCUAAGCGGCUAUUCAGGCCAAACACUGGGUUUGGUAAUGGGAAACAAGUACAGCAGCAGCAGCAAGCUCCUCCCUUCAGACUGGGUAACUCGCAUUAUGCUGCAAACAGUGAGAUUGCUCAACAUAUCAGGGAACAGCAGAAACUCGCUGGCGUUCCAGACGUCACUCUUGCUAUGAAGCCAGAUGAUGAGCCAAAGCCAUUCAGAUGUCCGGUAAUAGGAUGUGAAAAGGCAUACAAGAACCAGAACGGUCUCAAAUAUCACAAAUCGGUAAGCCGUGUCCUGCACUACCACUCUUCUUCCUCUUUUUUUGUCGACCCAGAAACAUGUGCUCCUUACCCCGGCACACUAGGCAUGGAGAAAGAAAAACCUUACCGCUGCGAAGUCUGCGGAAAGCGAUACAAGAAUCUCAACGGCCUGAAAUACCACCGCGCACACUCUCCGCCAUGCAACCCAGAAUUCUCUUUCGCUGCUGCAGGCCGUGCUUUCAACACGGCCGGAGGCGUCAUGCACGGAGAUAACAUCAAUAUUGCCGGGGCCGGGCUAACGGGUAUCGGGGAGUUAGAGUGA